Saccostrea echinata is the source of this 667-nucleotide messenger RNA. RefSeq names its product oligoribonuclease, mitochondrial-like. The transcript is spliced from 6 exons. The record is from RefSeq and is a predicted model, not a curated record. Gene Ontology annotation, cellular component: mitochondrion. The coding region runs from base 14 to 649 and encodes 211 amino acids. Gene Ontology annotation, molecular function: nucleic acid binding; 3'-5'-RNA exonuclease activity. NCBI's taxonomy places the organism in Eukaryota, Metazoa, Mollusca, Bivalvia, Ostreida, Ostreidae.
AGAUUCCAUAGAAAUGAUAUUUAGGAGGUUUAUUCAAAAUACCAGACUACUUCUGUGUAAAACCAUGAGUUCUAUUUCUGAACCAUCAACUGCUAAACACAUGAAAAUGAAUGAAAAGAACAAUAUUGUUUGGGUUGAUCUCGAGAUGUCAGGUCUGGAUGUCAAUCAAGAACAUAUACUGGAAAUGGCUUGCAUUGUGACAGAUUCAGAUCUGAACAUCAUUGCAGAGGGUCCAGAUAUCAUUAUCCACCAGCCAGACACUGUACUGAAUAACAUGGGAGAAUGGUGUACCAAACAGCAUGGAGAAUCAGGUUUGACGGAAGCAGUGAAAAACAGUAAAAUAGAUCUAAAAACAGCAGAAAACACAAUGGUGGAGUUCGUAAAACCCCACAUCAUUCCCUCCUCAUGUCCCUUGGCUGGUAACAGUAUUCACUGUGAUAAGGAGUUUCUACAGAAGUACAUGCCAGACUUUAUGAAACAGCUUCAUUACAGAAUCAUAGAUGUUAGCACCAUUAAAGAACUCUGCAGGAGAUGGUACCCAGAAGAACUAGAUGGUGCUCCAAAGAAGAAAUUAUCACACAGAGCCUUGGAUGAUAUCAGGGAAAGCAUAGAGGAACUUAAAUAUUACAGAAAAAAUGUAUUUAAAUAAAUCAUUCACACAAAUUCA